GCCAUCUUUGCUAGGGGCGGGGAGGGCCCGCGGGCCCCGAGCCCGCCAUCUUUGCUAGGGGCGGGGAGGGCCCGCGGGCCCCGAGCCCGCCAUCUUUGCUAGGGGCAGGGAGGGCCCGCGGGCCCCGAGCCCGCCAUCUUUGCUAAGGGCGGGGUGUGCGCGGGCCCCGAGGCCGCCAUCUUUGCUAGGGGCGGCGCGGCGCGCUGCCCGGGCUCCGGGCAGGGACACGGGGAGCGGCCAGGCUGGGUCAGCCCUGGCGUGACCCGCCCCGGCCCGGUCCGUGGGGCCCAGAGGCCUCCUGUGCCCCCCCGGGAACGGCCUCUGAUCCCUUGAGCGGGGGCCGGCUGACCCGGGGCUGGGAGUUCAAUCCUUGAGGGGCCAGCCGGGGAGCGGGGCAGAAACUGGGGACUGGCCCUGCUUUGAGCAGGGGUCGGCUCCAGCCCCGGUACUCUGUGGCCCUCCGUGAACUUACCUCGCUCUGUGGUUAACCCCGUCGUGCUUUCGGCCGCCGCAGCGUCCCCAGGCGAGGAGUUCCACGGGUCGCCUGCGCGCGGGGGGAAGGGUCCCUUCCUCCGGGGUGUUUGAAACCCGCUGCCCGUUCAUUGCACUGGGUGGCCCCUGGUUCCUGGGUUACGAGAAGGGGUAAAUAACUCGUCCUUCUUUCCUUUCUCCGCCUCCGUCAGGAUUUUAUAGGCCUCCAUCGUAUCUCCCUGCGUCGUCUCUCUUCGAAGAUGACCUAUCCCCGUCGGUUUAAUCUCUCCUCAUAUAGACGCUGUUUCCUACCCACAAUUGCUUGCCCUCUGUGCUUUCUCCCAGUCUAGUCCUUUCUUUCCCGUGGCGUGGCACCAAGCAGCACGCAGUAUUCGAGGUGUGGGCAAGCCCAGUGCCCGGGGCAACCCUACAAUAGCACACGGGCUGGGCAGGCCCAGUGCUCGCAGGGCACCCUUCAAUCACACACGGGACGGGCAACUGAGGACCGUACUGUAACUGCAGGCAGGGAGCUCAUCAGCGGGCAGCUGCCUGGGGCCGUUGCUGACCCACCAUGGACAAGGAGAACAGCCUAGAGAGAAGCCGCAGGAAGGCCUACCUUGAGAUGAUCGAAGUAGAUGGCAUUGGCCUGAAUGCUGUCUUCAUCCUCAUCAUGUCGCGCAUGUCGCAGGCCUCGGGCUCCAUCCUGCCGCCGCUGAGCUCGCUGGUGGGGCCCAAGAAGGUGUCUCCUGCCGAUGGGCACGGGGAGAGAGAGGAGUCAGCGGACUCAGGCCGCAGCUCCCUGAGCGGCUUUGCCAGGUCCCUGCGGAAGGCGGAGGCCCUGCUGUGGAGCUGCGUGAACCCCAGUGAGCAGCGCCUCCUGCAGCCGCGGCACGCCGGUGCCGGUGCCUACGACAGCGACGAGGAGGACUCGCCCGGCGCCCUGGCCUGCCUGGCCCAGGUGGAGCACAGCUUCCUGGGGCUCAGCCGCCGCCUCCGCGUGCAGGAGAACCCCCGCACGGAGACCUUCCAAGGCCACGUCAAGCCGGCGGCCGGUGAGACGGCCCAGGGCGCCUUCUCCUACCACCCCGUCUACCCCAGCGUGGCCAAGCACUGUGCCGCCUUGCACGCCCUGCUGCAGCACCGCCACCACCUCCGCCUCUCCCGCGAGUACAGCCGCCGCCUCAAAGGGGCCUCGGACUUCGUCCGCCACCUCCUGGCUCUCCUGGCGCUGCAGGACUGGGGAGGGGACCCUGGGGGGAGCAGGCAGCUCAGGGGACUCUGUGAGGAGCUGCGGACUCACACCAGCCACUGGAGCGGGCUGCAACGCAAGAUGCGCAGCGACCCCUGGCUGCGGGGGCUGCUGCUGCAGCGUCACGAGUCGGUGAGGCACAUGCAGGGGGCGCUGGGCCUGCUGGCCCUGCACGCCACCCGCCUGGCGGAGCGCUACCUGGAGGGGCUGCUGCACUGCCUGGCACGGGCCAGCCCCGCCGCCGUCUCCCCUGCCCAGGUCUCCGACCUGUUCCAGGGCCUGGAGAUCUACAACCAGGUGCUGAGCGACCAGGCCCUGGCGCGGGCCUCUAGCGAGCCGGGGGCUGAUCCCGCCACUCCCCACCAGCGCAAAGGGGAGGUGGGGGGUGGCGCUCAGGCCUAUCCCAUUGGGCGGGUGCUGGGCAUGCUGGCAGCCGAGAGAGGCAGGCUGGCCGCCCACAGACUCCACCAGCUCCUCGUGCGGCGGGCACAGGGGGACAGCCUGGAACAGGUGCAUGCUGUGGUGCCUUGGUCCCUGGACCACAGCAGCUGCGAGACAGAUGUGGGGUCCCCUGGGCCCCCCACAGUGGAGGGGCUGCCGAGCCUCCCCGAGGAGCUGCAGGCGCUGUGCAGGGAGGACAAGGAGUUCCUGGACCUUGUUCUGGGAGUCCUGGUGGCCUCCACUGACACCCUCUGGCACCAUGUGCUCAAGAGGCCCAAGCAGGAGAAGCCCCCGGCAGAGGAGGGCCAGGAGCCCCCAGUGGUGCCGGCAGCCAGCCCGGGCCUGGACCAGAGGCUGAGCUCAGCCUCCCUGCCCAGCUGGAAGUCCGUGCGCUGGCUGGAUGCAUCCUACUCGGAGGCUGCCGAGGUUCUGUAUGCGCAGUACCGCCCGCUCUUCUGGGAGGCCACGGCCGCCUCGCUGGCCCAUCGCCUGGAGCUGCGGCAGGACCAGGCCCAGCCCUUCGGAGGCCUGCCGCAGUGCACAGAAAGGGCAGCAACCGCGCUGGCGCAGGAGCUGAGCCAGGCGCUGAGUCAGGCCCGCGUGCCCCCGGAGUGCAAGGCGGCGCUGCAGCACCUCUGCCAGUGCCUGAUCUCGCAGGGCGUCUUCCAGAGCUGGGACCGAGGGUUCUGCCAGGCCCUGGGUUCCAGCCUCAGCGAUAAGUGCGUGCCUGGACCCAGGACAGCGGGCACAGCGCACAGCAGGACAGCCCAGCUGCUCCGGGAGCUCCACCCUCCCCUGGCCUUCGCCCUGAAAUGCCUGGAGCCUCCACUCGCUGCAAGGACUGCGAGCGGCAACCUCGUCUCCCCAAGUCUCCGGCUGGAGCUGCUGACUCGCUGCCUGGCCACGGGGCAGGCCUCCUGCUCCUGGCUCAUGGCCAAGGCCUAUCAGCACCUUGCGGCCUGGUCCCUCUGCCCGUUCCUGCUCGUCACCCAGGGAGAUCUCCAGCUGUUAAAGGCAGAGACCACCAGGUUGGCAGAGCUCGUGAGUGGAGCCUUCCCUGAGGGCGGGGACAGCCCCAGGUGGGUGCAGCCAGCCCUGGGCUCCCACCAGGAGCGGCAGCUGUGCCUACAGAUCCACUCCACCGCUGCCAGCAUCCAGAGCUUCUCCCAGGACGUGCUGCAGAUGUUCUCCACCGACUGCAAGCGGAUUUCGGCAGAGAUCUUCGGCCAGACCAUGCCGCUGGGCAAGCACUGGAGAGCGGGUCUCCGUGCAGACCUACCCAGCACCCCGAGUGAGUACGCCUUGACUGCUGCCCAGAGUGUCCUGGGCCAGGUCCUGCAGGGCAUCCAGAUGCUCCCACGCGAGUCCCAGAUGCCCACGCUCACCCACGUCAUGACAGCCUUCGUGGAAGCCUGGAUGGACCACAUCCUCACCCAGAAAAUCAAGUUCAGCCUGCAGGGUGCCUUACAGCUGAAGCAGGACUUCGACACGGUGCGGCAGCUGGUGCAGUCGGAGGAUUCCGGCCUCUCGCCCGAGAUCAAGCAGUCGGUGCUGUCGCUGCGCAUCUUCCAGCAGAUGGACAAUGCCAUCGUCUGCCUCUUGCAGCAGCCCAGCAGCAAGGCCUACCUGCCCUCCCACACCUGGGAGUCCUUCCGCAAAUGCUGCUCACACAACGGCAUCCGCACUCAGGACUUCCCCCCGGGCAGCCUGAACAGCCUGGAGAGCCUGGACGUGCAGGCCUUGCGCAACAGCACCACCCUGGAGACCCAGAGCUCCGACCUCCUCAGCCAACUGCAAGGCAGCUGCACCCCAGAGUCCUACCUCCCCAGCACCCAGCAGGAGUGGCUCUCCCUGCGGCUGCAUGGCACGCGGCGCUGGAAGGUGCCCAGCCUGCCCUGCACCAGGAGCUCUGAGCCCUGAGGGGCUGGGCUCCCCCGGCUGGGGACGUAGCCCGGCCACGUAUUCGUGGAUAGAAAUAGAGCGGCCAAGUAGCCUCAAAGCUC
Chelonia mydas (Green sea turtle) is the source of this 4164-nucleotide messenger RNA. It is a transcript of the gene CCDC142, whose product is annotated as coiled-coil domain containing 142. The coding region runs from base 1043 to 4081 and encodes 1012 amino acids. The record is from RefSeq and is a predicted model, not a curated record. Lineage: Eukaryota; Metazoa; Chordata; Testudines; Cheloniidae. The transcript is spliced from 12 exons.